Messenger RNA from Sinocyclocheilus rhinocerous, 2578 nucleotides. RefSeq names its product formin-binding protein 4-like. Bases 80 to 2470 code for a protein of 796 amino acids. The record is from RefSeq and is a predicted model, not a curated record. The transcript has 17 exons. NCBI's taxonomy places the organism in Eukaryota, Metazoa, Chordata, Actinopteri, Cypriniformes, Cyprinidae. Gene Ontology annotation, molecular function: protein binding.
CAGCCAUUUGGAAAGCAAGGAGCGAUCAGUUUGACGCAGGGCUGUGAUUGAGAGCGGAGCUUCGAUAUUAACAGCCACGAUGGGGAAGAAGACUCGCACAGGCACCGGCAGGAGAACCAUAUUACAGCUUUCACCGCCGGGACCGACCCGCAGCGCUACAGGAGCAGCCAGAGAGGACGGUGUCGGCUCGGGAUCCGAAGACGAACCUGAGGGUAACACAGAUGGUCAGAGAGAAGUUAAUGUAGUAAUGAAGACACCAGCUGUGAAGGCCACACAGGGUUUAUCUCUGCUUGGAGCGUACGAAGACAGUGAAGAAGAAGAUGCAGCAGAAAACACCUCGACUGCCACGAAGGCAAAGCAUAACCAGUCCGCAGAUAUUGACAGCACACUUGCCAAUUUUAUGGCGGAAAUUGAUGCAAUUACGACCCAACCAACCCAUACAACUGAAUCUGAGACAGAGCCGAGCGCACCAGCCCCAACUCCUCCUCGCCCCGAACCGAAAACAGACCAGCAGACUCAUGAUCAGAACGGACCCGCACAGGAAUUUCAAUACAACACACAGUACUCCCUCGCAGGGGCUGGGUUGGAGAUGGGUGAUUGGCAGGAGGUGUGGGAUGAAAAUACCGGCUGUUAUUACUACUGGAAUACUCAGACCAAUGAGGUGGCCUGGGAACUUCCGCAUUACCUGGCAAACCAGAUGCAGAGUUUACAUUACACAGGCAGUUCGUCUGUAAAUGGCAAUGGUGUGGCAAAUCAUAGCGGUUAUACUGAGCAGCAGUCUGUUGCAGCUGCUCCUGCAUCUAAAAACGAAACCAAAAAGAAGGAAGUAAUUGAGAGUGUCGUGGCUUUGACCAGCGAGGAAGAAGAGAGGAGAGGGGUUGCAGCUACUCUCCUAGCUCCUCUUAUCCCAGAAGAGGUUAAGGAGGCAGAGGAGAAGUGGAGAAAGAAGGUGCUGGCAAUGGAGGAGACUGUAGAAGCGGCCCAGGAAGUAGAAGGCGAAGGCACUCCAUCUUUGGACUCCCCAGCUCUCCGAGAUGCGGACAGCCAGAGUAACCAGCGCAGCAGGAACCACUCCGCAGAGUCUUCUGACAGGGAGGAGGAGGCAGAAGAGGACACCAUGGAACUAGAACUAGCACUAGAGAGGAAAAAAGCUGAGCUUCGUGCCUUGGAGGAAGGUGACGGCAGUGCCGGUGGUUCGAGCCCCUGUUCCGAAGCAAGUCAGGAUGGGCCAAAAAGUCAUUUACUUUUGAAGAAGAACAAAUGGAAGACGUCUUUCCACCGUGCGCCAAGUCCUGACUCGAGCAGCCGGGGCUCAGACAAGGCAGGAUGGGCCACUCCAGAGCACUCAGACAAUGCACAUUCCAAAACCGCUGAGAAGCUAGGAGAGGAAGAUGAAAAGGAGAAGUCUGUAUCCAAAGCUCUUCAAAAGGAAGAAGAGGACCUCAAGUUUCAGAUUGGAGAGCUUGCUAACACACUCACCAACAAAAUGGAGUUUUUGGGAAUCGACAAGAAAGUCAUCUCGAACUUUCAACUGCUGUUGCUGCAAACGGAGACGCGGAUCUCAGACUGGCGAGAGGGUGCUCUGAACGGAAACUAUCUCCGGCGCAGGCUGCAGGAAGCUGCCGAGCACAUAAAACAUUACGAACUUAACGCCACUCCCAAAGGCUGGUCCUGCCACUGGGACAGAGAGAACAGGCGGUACUUUUAUGUGAACGAGAGGACCAACGCUUCCCAGUGGGAGUUUCCAGUUGUGGAGGAGAAUGAGGAAGCCAAGUCGCCCCCGCCGCCCACUUCUGGCCUCGGAGACACUAGCCAACCAUCUACAGAAACAACUGGUGCUAUAACAGGUAAGGGUUGUGGUCCGGCUCCUGGAACAGAAGAGUUCAAGGCGGCUGAGGAAGCAGCAUCUUUGGGACUUGCGGCUAAAGCCCAGAAACGCAAGGCCCCAGGCUCAGUCCCGCUGGCCAAAACAGUCACCAUCGGCAGCAGCCCCAUUCUUUACACUCAACCCAUUGCUACUGCUGCCCCACUUCUAGUUGGAAGUGCUUACUGGGGGAUGACAACUACAGUUGCACCUCCUUUGCCUACAGAGAGCAUAGUCCCACCAAUGCCAGCUCUGCCGCCCCAGCCACCCCCUCCUGCUCCACAACCUCCCAGCACCCUGGAACCGAUGAGCAAAGCCCUCACAGAUAAAACAAAGAAACAAAAGAAAGAGAAGUCAAAGAAGAGCAAGACAAAGAUGCCGUCCCUGGUAAAGAAGUGGCAGAGCAUUCAGAAAGAGCUAGAUGAAGAGGAGAAGUCGAGCUCCAGCGAAGAAGAUAGAGAACAGCACAACAACAGACGCAUUGAGGAAUGGAAACAACAACAGCUUGCAUCAGGGAAGUCUGUGAAGAAUGCUAACUUUGAAACACUUCCUGAUGACUGGAGGGAAAGACUGUUAAAGAAAAAAAAGAUGAUGCAGAGUUCUUAACAGUCUUAAACAGUAAACAAGAGCGGACUGAACUGUGUUUUGGUGUUGUGUCCCACUUGCUAAGCUUCAGUGGACUUAGUUGGGCAAAUUUGAAUGAAUGUUUAUUUU